AAGUCUCAAAGUCUAUGCUUUUAAAACGUGUUUGUUUACUUUCAUCGAGCCUCACCGGCCUUACGUUUUUUAGUGAAAAAAGUGUUUUUUAUUUUAAAAGGGUUGUUUUAUAAUAAUCCUAAUGGCUGAUCAUCGUGUGCCAUAUAAAAAAUAUUUUCGAGAGUCCGAUGUUCCCGUACCACAUAGGACACUGAAAAGGCAUAAUGUAGCCUCGAAUGUUCAAUUGGGACCAGGGAUUAAUAACAGUAAUGACGAAACUGAUCAGCUGAAGUAUAGUGCAUCUAAUUCUAUACAAUUUGAAAUCAGAGAAGAAUCAGACAAUAAUCUGCCGAUUGAAGUUGAUGAUCGUUGUACAGCAGUACCAUUAAAAGAAUUGUCAGAAAAUGAACCACCUCCUACGUCAGAAUUAAUUAAAGUAAUCAUAUAUUUCAGUUUUGUACAUCGAUUACGUGAGGGGUCUAGUAUGAAAAACCGUUAAGUCAUUUUAAAUAUUAAAAAUAUCGAGUGAUUCUGAUUUAUAAUGUAGGACAACUGCUACGUGUGCUCUAUAAAUGAAAGGGAUUCGUCGCAAAUGCUGAAAUGCACGACUGUAUACAAGAAGUAUUAGAGCAUGAUGAAGGAAUAAAUGCUAAUGGGACAUUCAAUAACAAAUUUAGAACUCUUGAGGAUUUCAUGCAAAGUAAAGAAUUCUUUGAGCCUAUUGAUAUCCCAAUGGACAAAACUAGAGUGGAACUAUUUUUAAUGCUUCUAAAAUUCGGUUUGGUAAAUAGUUUAUCUGUCAGCGCUAUGACAAAUUUAUUUAAAAUGUUUAAUCGACAAUUCUCAGAACCAAUAUUACCUGAUACCCAUUAUAUUUUGGAUAAGCUAUUGAAUCCUCAAGGCAAUGCUGAAUUUCAUGCUGUCUGUACGAAUUGCUCAGCAUAUAUCGGAAAAUUUGAGGAUGUCAAAUCUGUGAAAAGUUGUUCUGUUUGCCAUGAAAAAUUAGAUUUGUCAAAUAUUUUUAAUGUAAGCUUUUUUAUCAGAAUAAAUACAGAACAUCAGAUAGCUCUGAUACUGAAUAUUUACGAGGAUCAUUAUUAUUAUGUUGUUAGCGACAGAAAUUGUGACGAUAAUAACAUUAGCGACAUUUACGAUGGUAAUGCAUAUCGUCAUUUCAAAGCAUCGUUGCCGAAAGAUGAAAAAAAAAGUUAUGCAACUGGAAUAGUAAAUUUUGAUGGAACAAGAAAAUUUGAAUGUACACAUUGUACUCUUUGGCCAUUAUUUUUGAUGAUCAAUGAACUCCCUGUUGAAGUUCGAACAAAAAAAUUGAUAACCUGCUGCUUAUGGAUUUUCAACAAAAAACCAGACAUGAACGCAUUUCUAAACCCGUUUGUCGAUGUUGUUAAUGGACUAAAUCAUGUGGGCAUUAAAUCUACUAUAAGAGGUGAAGAACGCUCUAUUAGGUUGCAUGUUCCUUUAUGCGUUGUAGAUUCACCAGCCCGAUGUGGUGCGCAAGGAAUUCAUCAAUUUAAUGGCAAAUGUGGAUGUAGUUGGUGCAAGCAUCCUGGUGUAUGGGCCGAAGGCAGCAUGAGAUAUCCCGUACUGGAAAGUACUCCGGAAGUUCGAAAUGCAGAAAGUAUGAGAUCUGAUAUGCUUACAGCAACACCGGAUGAUCCAAUUGAUGGCGUCAUCGGGCCAUCACCUCUAGCUACUCUAACGCAUUUCGAUGUUGUAUUUGGAUUUGUGCCUGAUUAUUUACACUGCGUUCUGCAAGGAGUCAUCAAUCAGUUCACUGAAUAUUACGCCAAAACAAUGAAUGCAAAUCAAAUUAAAGAAGUUGAUUCCAUCAUGAUGAGUAUUACUGCAUACAAUCAAAACGCUCGUUAUACCCGGCGAUUCAGUAGCAGAGGAAAUUGGAGUGCACGCGAGCGCGAAAACUUCGCGUUGUUUUAUAGCGUUCCAAUUUUUUCACGUAUACUGAGUAAAGAAAGGUUUUAUCAUUGGCUGCUUCUUGUUGAAAGUUUGUACAUACUUUUGCAAGAAAAUAUUACCAUUGCAGAACUCAACGAAGCAGACAAAAUGCUACAUGAAUUCGUCGGCAAAACUCAACAAUAUUUUGUAAUUAAAGCGAUGACGUACAAUGUCCAUCAGUUGUUGCAUCUCGGUCGCAGCGUUCUCGAUUGGUGGCCCUUAUGGGCUCAUUCAACAUUUUCGUUUGAGGCAGGAAAUCACUAUAUUUUAAGAGCCACGAAAUGUGCCAGGGGAGUUACGCAGCAAAUUUGUCGAUACGUUAACCUUCAACAUCACAUCUUAUUGAUACAGGAACGUGUUUAUCCACGUGUUUCUGCUACCAUCACGAUGUUUUGCGAUGAUAUUCUUUCAGACAGAGUUAAGAAUUUCCAAGAAAUGAAUGGUAGAACAUAUUUCAGUACAGGCUCUUAUAUGGGCCAUGGUAUUAUUGAAGAAUUUGAUUUACCAGAGACUGCCAUGUUCUACGCAAAAAUGGUGCAAAAUUCAUGUUUGUAUCAAACUGCGAUAAAGGAAAAGAAGCGAUCAAAUGAUUCUAUAACUCAACUAAACGACGGUACAUUCAUACGAAUUCUGUGUUUCGUUGUUGAUGAUCAAACAGAUGCUGAAAUAACCAUUUGUAACGUGCUUCAUACGCAUCCUACUUUUAGUGACAAAUAUAAUAAAUUCCAAAUUGUUGAUAAAAUAGAAGAAAUAAAUGUAAUCGUGCAAACAACAUUUAUAAAAAUAGUUUGCAUUUGUAUGAAUAUAUACGAUAACAUGUACAUUUGUCCAUUACCAAAUUUGCUAAAAUAUUAGUUUGUGAAUAAAAUUGUUAAUAAAAGA
Messenger RNA from Nasonia vitripennis (jewel wasp), 2832 nucleotides. RefSeq lists its product as uncharacterized. Lineage: Eukaryota; Metazoa; Arthropoda; Insecta; Hymenoptera; Pteromalidae. The record is from RefSeq and is a predicted model, not a curated record. Bases 580 to 2805 code for a protein of 741 amino acids. The transcript is spliced from 3 exons.